UGUCAAAAGUGAAGGAUUGAUCUUAGCCUGAAUGGUUGAUAGUCACGAAACCAUACUUAUCAGUUUCGUCCGUAUAACUCUGCCGCUAAAAUUCUAUGUAGAGCUAUUGACUUUGUUGUGACACUUCAAUGGAGGUGUCCACUCAGGUGUUUGAGCGGGUUUCGAGUAUAAUAUCUCGGGUUGAGUUAGUUUUGUUUCUUGAGUAUAUGUUUAUAUCUUAACGAAUUUUUUCGGGUUUCCGACAUGCUGAAACUAAGGUUUUAGUGAGCAGUCGGCUAGAGCGGCUGAUACCCAAAAAUAUACAUUUCUAUUUCUGGUAGGUAGAAGCAUAGAAUACUACUACUAUUCUUUAAGAUAUCUGGUAAGAUGACAGUUUCAGACCAAAGUACAGUUCAUGGGAUCCCACUUUCCUUAAGCAUUUUAGACGUGUGCACCAGUCUUAGCAACCUAUCCUUCAAAACCAAAGACAAUAUCAUCAUAAUCCUUACUUCCCCUUUACUAAUAGUUCAUCAAAUCCACCAAUCAAAUAUUUCUCCGACCGAAAAUCAUUGCAUCUAAAGGCUUAACUUGUGUUAGAAGCACAAUUAGUUUCCUCAUCAUUAGGAAAUGAGACUAAAGACUUUGUUUCGCUUCAAAGCGAAGGUGAUUAAGCCUUGUAGUAAACUUUUAUCCAUCUUUAAGAUUAAAUCUCGUACUAAACCCAGACUCAGAACCAAAGUUGUUAGGUUUAGAAAACCGUUUUCUCUUAAAGCUUUCAGCUUUCCCCGGUGUCGCUCCAAGAAGAAAUUCCGGGUAAGGAAAAGUCGUGCUUCUUUGUCGUCUGAAUUCAAGGAAAGUCCCGGCAGGUCAAAGCAUGCACAAUCCACCAAGAAACCCGUCCAAAAGGUACGCAUUGCUGAGCUUCUAACUGAUCUUUUCUCCUUAAGAAAGACAAAGGACAUAGAUAGUGAAAGCGACAAUCACGUCAUGGGGGAUGUAAAUGUUAGAAGUGCAAGUCCAUCAGAAGGUAGGCAUACAAAGGAGCCAUUCCCGUCACCAAUAACGCCAGGUUAUGUAAGGAUUAGCAAUGAUGGAAUGAAAGAGAGCUCAGAUAAUCUCGAGGAGGUAGAAGAUGCUUGCAAGAAUUUCGAGAAUCAUUUGGUGGAAAUGAUUGUCGAAGAAGGGAAGUUGAAGGACUUGAUGGAUGUUGAGGAGUUGUUGUAUUGUUGGAGGAAUCUAAAGAGUCCAGUUUUCAUUGAUUUGGUAUGUAACUUUUAUGGAGAAUUAUGCAAAGACAUGUUUUCUUCAUCUGAAGAGAAUGAUAGUACUCGGGAGAGCAGUAUCUCAUCAUCAGAGUGAUAACAUUAUGCAUUAAAUAUCCUAUACUCCCUCCGUCCCAUUAGAAUUGCAAUAUUUAUUUUUAAAAGCUCUCUUAUCGAUUUAUGUAAUGCUAUAAUCUCAAUGGGACAGAUGAGUAAUUCUUAACUAAGCUCAUCCCUUGAUUUUUUUAUGGUCUUUAUCACUCUAACCAAGCAUAAAGAUCUAUUGCUCUUAAAGUCUUUAGACAAAUUUGUAAUUGAGGGCAUAUAUUAUGGAACAAUUUGCGAAUAACAGCCUUAAAGUUUAUCACUUUUGCGAAUUACAGCCUCAAUGUCAUUUUUUGCGAAUUACAGCCACUAAAGUAUUAAAGUUUACAAGUUCAGUCCAAAAACACAGAUUUUCGACCACUUAACCUUAAAUUCCGACGACAAAAUGGUCAAUGUUGUGUUUUGGUCUGAGCUUGCAAACUUUGAUAUUUUGAUGGCUGUAAUUCGCAAAAAAUAUACAUUGAGGCUGUAAUUCGCAAAAUAGCUAAACUUUAAAGUUAUAAUCUGUAAAUUAUUCAUAAUAUACUCCUUUAUGGCCUAUGGGCAUUGAAGCAACCAUGAACUUGUUCAAAUAUACCUUCUUCCUACUAUCCCUUAUAAGAUUUUAGGAGGUGUUUGAAUAUGGUGAUUUUUAUUGUUGUUGACUUUUUUAGUUGGCUUAUUUGACCGGUUAAAAGUGUUGGAUUAGAAAAAAAUGAAUUAACAAGCAAUAGUAGUAAGAUGAGAUUUAUGGACAUAAAUAAUAAAAGUGGUGGUUGUGACUUUUUUAUUAUAAAAGUAACAAUCUAAAUACAGUCAGAGGUGAAAUUUAGAAAAUAAAAAUUAAAUGAUCCUUAAUAACAAAGCUUUUGUUACAAUUAAAUUACU
Molecule: messenger RNA, 2213 nt
Organism: Amaranthus tricolor (Joseph's coat)
Lineage: Eukaryota; Viridiplantae; Streptophyta; Magnoliopsida; Caryophyllales; Amaranthaceae
Product: transcription repressor OFP17
Exons: 1
Coding region: 607-1338 (243 amino acids)
Biological process (GO): negative regulation of DNA-templated transcription
Source: RefSeq, a predicted model, not a curated record